Messenger RNA from Monosiga brevicollis MX1, 4623 nucleotides. RefSeq lists its product as uncharacterized. The transcript has 11 exons. Gene Ontology annotation, molecular function: peptide receptor activity; protein kinase activity; guanylate cyclase activity. Gene Ontology annotation, biological process: receptor guanylyl cyclase signaling pathway; cGMP biosynthetic process; intracellular signal transduction. Lineage: Eukaryota; Choanoflagellata; Craspedida; Salpingoecidae. The coding region runs from base 1 to 4623 and encodes 1540 amino acids. The record is from RefSeq and is a predicted model, not a curated record.
AUGCGUGCAGCUCGCCAUGCAAGAAUUUGGCUCGGCAUUCAAAGCUUGCUUCUUGCGCUCCUCUGUGCCCUGCCUGCGGGCACGACAGCGCUCUCCCUUCUCGUGCACACAUCGGUCCCCUGCGUCGAGAAAGCUGCCGUCAUCAAUAGGCUUGAGGCUGUCUUUGGGUCGAGGCUCACCUUUGCCUGCACCAACAGUCCAAGCCGAGCCAUGGAAGCUCGAGCUAACAACGAGUAUGAUUUCCUUUGGAUGAAUCACUUUCACGCUGCAUGCGCCGUUGCCGAGCUAGACUGGGAGCCCUUUAUGGCCCUCAACAAAACAGCGCCUUAUCGGACCGCACGACAAGGCUACUCCCUCUGGCGCCUCGCCAAUCGAACUUUCACUGAUACCGGCGGCUCAUUCAGUGUCGGUACUAUGCAAGCCAGCUACUUUGCCAUGAUCGAGCUUCUCAAUCAAAUGGGCUCCUCCACAUAUCUUCUCGAUGCCCCCGUCCAGUCCCAAUAUUACAGCGAUAUCAACGUGGUUUUUGAGGCUCUUUCCAGCGGCGCUCUGGACUUUGCUGUGAUUCCAGCAUGUUUGGCGGAAGAGGCGGGUAUUGACGUGAGCCCCUUUGCCCUGCACGUGGCCAACGGAACGUUUGCCGAUCUUUAUGCUGGCUGCGCCGUCUCUUUUGGCUUUGAGGACGAGUACGACCAGAUUAUUGUGAAUAACCGCGUCCCUUCCUCGGACGUGGCCGCCAUUUUUGACGUUUUCAAUGCAACAACCUUUUUUACCAACAACAUAUCCUACAAUUGGGUUGAUGCUGCACUUGCUGUCGACUACACACGUGAACAAGUCUCUCAGUUGGAAAAGGCCUUCAUCAAAGCCACAGACAGUGGCAUGACGUGCCUCUUGGAUGGUCAUCCGGACUAUCUACACUGCGGGGGUGGUUUGCAAGGCCUGCCAGCUAAGCUCGAAGAGCGUGUGUGUCUCAACAUGGAGCUCGAGUGCCCUGUCUCAGCUGCGAGCUGCUUUUGUCAUUUUUGCCUCAACAGUUCCUCUCUACCCGGAUACGUCGCCAACAGCUCAAUUGCGCAAGACGAUCCAUUACAGUACGUGUCACAAGUUCUCAGUGGCAAUACCCACUGCCGCGAGCAAGAGAUUUGCGCUGAAUUUGUUGCCGGCAGCAAUGUGGCCCUUUACCUCGUGGAUCUGGAGGCCUCAUCGACCCCGACGACCCCAAGUGUCCGCAUGCGUAUGACCACAACACCUAGCGCUGAAGCACCGGUUUGGAUGCCAGCGACUGUCAUCGAUCCAGGCGUCGGCCUCUAUUCAGUUACUCUGGCCAACGCAACCUCACCGGGCGUUCUGGUCGUUGACGUCCGAGGCCAAGAAACCACCACCUCCUUCUGGUUCACCGUUUUGCCCAUGCCGUGUAAGGGUGAACUCGAAGUGCGGGUAGCCGAUGGGAGUUGUGGGUGCGCUGGGCAUGCCGUCCUGCUGGGAAAUAGUUGCCACGAGACGUGGAAGGUCACUCUUGGCUUUGUUCUGGGCAGCGUGGCCUUGCUCGCCAUGCUGCUGGUCAUUUUUGCGUACGUUGCACGUUGGCAUAACGACCGGAAAUGGCAAGUACAUCGUGAGGAUUUGAUUUUUACCAACCCGCCAACACGAAUCGGCGUGGGUCGGUUGGGUCCUGCCUUCAAGGCUGAGUAUCACAGCAUGGACGUUGUGGUCAAGGCCCUCAAUCCCUCCAAUUCGCACCGUGGCACGGGACAUACUCUGACGCGUCCCAUCACCCCGGGCAAUGGCGCGAGCACCAUACGGCGACGGAAUUCACGGCGUCGUGCCGAUACCGUUUAUGCCAAGGUACCCCAGCCCCUGCGGCGCCACGAGUCGCUGACUGCAAACCAUAGUAAUUUGAGCACCCUGAGCAGCAGUGAGGAGUAUGAUGUGGAAGACGGCAAGCAAAACUUGCAACUGCUUGCUGGCGGUCGUGUCAAGUCAUACUUUGCCAACGCAGAUUUUCGAUCACGCAUGCGGAUGCUCGUGCGCCUUAAACAUCCGAAUGUAAUCACCACCUUUGGCAUCAGCAUCGAUACCUUUUCGCCUUUUGUGGUGCUGGAAUACAUGGAGAAUCAAAGUGUUUAUCAGCUGCUUCACAAGAGCCGGACGCCCUUUUCCUCUGAAACCCUCAUGUCCAUGAUGCGUAACGUUGUCGAUGGCAUGUGCUACCUCCACGGACAUGAUCCGGUCAUCGUCCAUGGUCACCUGACAUCCAAGAAUGUGUUGGUGGAUAGCAACCUUCGAUGCAAAGUGUCUGAUUUUCUGGGCAUGUGUGAUACCCGCUGCUUGGUGCAUGAACAAGAUGCUGCGCUGGCACCAGAGGCGCGCCGCGGCGUGUUGAUCCCAGCCUGCGAUGUCUAUGCAUGGGCUGUGAUGACUUGGGAAAGUUUUACACGUAUUCCUUUGCGCACCACCGACUAUGAGACCGUGGGCCGCCACUUCAAUGAAUCCCUGACUGCCCCAGCCGAUGACUCGGAUGAAGAUGACAUUGAUGGCAACUACGCCUGGGAUCGGGCUACGCGCUUCAAAAAAGCCUUUGGUGCUGACCCGUUGGCCCUGAGCAUCCCUUCUGACAUUCGCAAACUCUUGCACGACUGCUCGAAGGAGAACCCGCACGAGCGCUUGGUCUUCAAAGAUGUGCAAACACGUCUCAAAACCUUCUCCAUGCGUUCUGUGGGUGCGGCGCUUGUCCAGCUGGGCGAAGAAGGUCAUCGUCAGGCCCGAGUUUUGCAACAGGUCUUUCCUAAACACGUUGCCGAUGCCCUCAAGGCCGGUGUCAAGCCUGAGAUCGAGGAAAUGGAAAAUGUCAGCGUCUUUUUCACGGACAUUUGUGGGUUCACCACCAUCAGCUCCAAACUCUCGGCUGCGCAAGUCUCAGACAUGUUGGAUCGCUUCUUCAGCCGCCUGGACAUUCUCAUCAAGGACCUCGACUUGUACAAGGUCGAUGUGAUUGGUGACUGCGUCAUUGUUGCUGGUAAUCUGUACCGGCACCAGGAGGAUCACGUGAGCCGGCUGUGUCGCUUUGCGCUGGGAGCCUUGAAGGCAGCCGAAGAAACUCCGAUUCUCGUUGGCUCCAACUACGGUCCUGUGCGCAUUCGCUGCGGUAUUCACGUGGGGCCUGUCGUCUGCAAUGUCAUUGGCAAGAUUUCACCCAAGUACACCUUGCUGGGUGAUACCAUGAACACAGCGUCACGCAUGGAGUCUUCAUCGCUGCCCGGUUACGCGCAACUCACUUCGGAGGCAGCCACCAUGCUCACCGAACAAGAUGCAGUCAUUGCAUCCCGCCUAGCGUUGCGUGGUGCAAUUCCUGUGAAGGGCAAGGGCGAGUUGAUUACUUACUGGCUGCUUCGACCCAAACAGGAGGCGCCCAUGACCGAUCAAUUGGCCGAGGGCUUGCCGACGCGCAGUGACCCAGAAGUGCUGGCCAAGGCCAGUGCGACUCCGCCCUCACCCAACGCGCUGGAUCAGAGGCACCGUAGUCUAUCUGACGCAGAGGGAAGCAAGAGCCGGCUGGCGCCAAGAGGGUCCUGGAGUGGACCCGAAACGCCGUUUCAUCGUCGUUCAAACGCACAGUUGACCCCAGAACCCCACGGCAUUGUUCGAAAAAUCUCUCCACGGGCCAGUUCUCGCAUCAAGCGUGCGCGUGGCAUGACCGUGCACCUCAUGGACAACGCCAGCGAGAUGGGCAGCAUGGCCCCCUCAACUCGAGGCAGCAGCAUUGAUUUUGACAUGUUUGACAGAUGCUCGCCCCUACCUCAUGCCAGCGCGUCCUAUACGCCACCAUCGGCCGGGCUGGGCAGUCAUGAUUCUGCGAACAGCGAUUUGCGGCAGCUUCACUGGGACUGGCGUCAUGAUUCAAAUGCCAGCUCUUCCGGUGCAGCACGGCGGCGCUUUUCGGAUCUCCCACGCUCGCGUCGUGGCACCACAAGUGCACAUCGCCCGUCGCUCUUGACACACACCAUGGACACUGUUGGCGAGGAGGAGGAGCCCAGGCCAAACAACAUGUCGGCGGGUUCGCAAGUGCCGCGGCAACGCAACAACAGUCGGUACACCGAGAGCGAGGGCUCAUCCGUGUAUGAGCGGCGCGAAACCGUUACCGCGCCAGAGGCUCGACGCUCAACCGAGUUUGAAAUGCCAGACUUUGAUCUCGGCUUAUCUCAUGAUCGACGAUCAUCCUCGUCUCUCAACAACCUCUCAUGGUCCAUGCCACGACCAAAUCGCACGUUUCGCGGCCUCACCUUGACCAACGGCUCCAUUGGUGAUACUGCUGAGGCGCAUGUCUGGCCGCCGCCAAGUCGCAUUCAGAAAAUGCUCAGUCAACAGGGCCCAUCGGCUCAGCCAUCUGCUCUGGCCAGUCCCUCCACCUCCUCUCAUAAGAUCGGCUCUCGUGGAUCGAGCCGGGAGAAAGGCAUCGCUCGUCGCGCGCGCGGUCGUUCCGUAAACAUGCAGAUGAUGGACCUGUUGCUGCAAGCACGCGCUUCUGGUACACUCUCGUCAUCAGAGGCGCUGUGCGCCAAGCUUCUGCGAGACAGCAGCAGCAAAAGAAAGAAUCGAUUCAAUUUUCGGAUUCGAGAGUCUUGA